Solanum dulcamara is the source of this 1575-nucleotide messenger RNA. RefSeq names its product F-box protein At3g07870-like. The record is from RefSeq and is a predicted model, not a curated record. The transcript has a single exon. Bases 135 to 1301 code for a protein of 388 amino acids. NCBI's taxonomy places the organism in Eukaryota, Viridiplantae, Streptophyta, Magnoliopsida, Solanales, Solanaceae. Gene Ontology annotation, molecular function: protein binding.
AUAAUUAGUUCGCUUUUAGGGUUUAGUUUAUGUACUUUCCUCUUAAAUAAUUGUGUUAAAUAUUUCCUUGUCAUCGCACCAUAAAACACACAUUUGCGCCUUCUUGCAUUUUACCAAGAAUUCUUCCAGAAUCAAUGGCUGAUUCCUACUUUCCUCCCGAACUUUUGAGAGAAAUCCUAUUGAAGCUUCCUGCUAAAUCUUUAAUUCGAUUCACAGUUGUCUGCAAAUCAUGGCAUUCCCUCAUCACUAGCUUUCCUUUCAUCUCUACUCACCUCGCCCAAACCCCACAUACAAACACCCUUCUUGUGAGGCGUUACGUCAGUACUCACAAUAACGAGAACUAUUCCUUGUUUCAAGACUCUAAGAAUCGACCCUUUUCAUUGAAUUUCACAUCGGAACUGCAUUUCCCUUUCAAUUGCCAACUUGGGUAUUUCAGAAUUGUUGGAAGCUGCAAUGGCAUCGUAUGUUUGUCUGACGAUUUGUUUGGUGAGUUGCAGAGUCUUGUUCUGUGGAACCCUUCUAUUCAGAAGUAUAUAACAUUACCCUUGCCUUCGAUUAAGCCUCAGUUGCCUCAUAUGUCUGUUCUUGGAUUUGGUGCUGAUUUGCCUGAGACUGAUGACUAUAAGUUGGUUAGACUUGUGUAUAGUAAGAAUGAUGAUGUUGUGUAUAAUGGUCCUCCUGAGAUUGAAAUUUAUUCGAUUAAUAGUGGGGUUUGGAGGAGAGUGGUAGGGGUUGAGAUUAAGCAUUGUAUGGUAGAAUUUAUGUGGUCUCAGGCUUUUGUAAAUGGAUCUGUACAUUGGAUUGCGUAUGAUGUGGUUCCAAAUGGUGGUGGAAUUCGUAGUUUAGUUAUGUCUUUUAGUGUAGCUGAUGAGGUGUUUGGGGAGAUUAUGUUGCCGGAUGCUUUAGUUGGUGUAAUUGCAACGAAUUUAUCGAUUAUGUUGUUUGAGGAAUCACUUGCUGUUGUUAAGUAUGAGGGGGAGAUAGAUGGUGCUUCAUGUGAAGUAUGGGUGAUGAAGCAGUAUGGAGUUUUGGAAUCUUGGAGUAGAUUGUAUCGUAUAAAUUUUGUUGCAGGUAUGGAGAAAGUAGUUGGGUUUAGGAACAAUGGUGAAGUUUUGUUUUCAACUAGGGGCAAUAAUCUGGUUUCUUAUAAUCCAAAUAGUGGACGAAAUAGGGGUCUUGGUAUUCAAGGGAGCUCUCGGUCAUUUUAUGUUCAGAAUUACAGGGAAUCGCUUAUUUUGCUCAAAGGGAACAGUGUCAUUUCGGGGAGGAUCUUGGAAAGAAUGGGAGGUUUAUGGAUUUAAUGAGUAGCUGGACUACAGAAUUUCUUGAUGCAAUAAAGAAGAAUGUGAUCAGAAGGUAAGGCAUUUUACCAAAGUUCAUGGCUGUUUCAAGGUAGUGGAAGUGAAGAUGUUCUAUCAAAUUUGGUAUACGUAGUUUAGAGCUAUCUGAUGACUUUAAUGUACUGAAUGUUGAACUUUGCGAUACAUUAGUUGUUAGUAUACUCUUGUUGCUUUUUGAUGUCUUUCCAGUUUAUUGUGAAGCCUUAUCCUAAUCAAGCAAUGGACCUUGUCUUUA